This is a messenger RNA of Pseudogymnoascus verrucosus, 1011 nucleotides long. RefSeq lists its product as uncharacterized. Gene Ontology annotation, cellular component: cytosol; nucleus. Lineage: Eukaryota; Fungi; Ascomycota; Leotiomycetes; Thelebolales; Thelebolaceae. Gene Ontology annotation, biological process: chaperone-mediated protein complex assembly; protein folding. Gene Ontology annotation, molecular function: protein-folding chaperone binding; Hsp90 protein binding. The record is from RefSeq and is a predicted model, not a curated record. The coding region runs from base 191 to 877 and encodes 228 amino acids. The transcript is spliced from 4 exons.
GUUGGCCUUCUUUAUUUCUCCACCACAGCCUCGUCUGGCGUCAAGCGCCGCACAACCUCAAAUCGUCUCGGAAGCGACUUUCUGGUCUGGACUCUCUACAAACAGACGAAGCAUCUGAAUUCCAUCUCAACGACACAUAAGCUGAAUACAAGAAGCUCAUAUUUUUGACUUCAAUUCUACUUAUUAUAUUAUGUCUGCCACUACAGUUACCCCAGAGGUCCUCUGGGCCCAGCGCUCAAACGCAACCGAGCCAGAGAAGAACUACAUCUACCUCACCAUCUCCGUGCCCGACUGCAAGAAGGAGGACCUCAAGCUUGAUCUCAAGCCCACCGGCCUCACCUUCAGCGGCAAGUCCGACAGCCUGAAGAAGUCGUACCACGUUGAGCUCGAGCUCUUCGCCGAGAUCGAUGUCGAUAACAGCAAGAUCAACCACACCUCCAAGAACAUCGAGCUGGUUCUCAGGAAGAAGGAGGCCAAGGAGGAGUUCUGGCCAAGACUCCUCAAGGACUCGAAGAAGGUCCACUACCUGAAGACUGACUUUGACAAGUGGGUUGAUGAGGAUGAGCAAGAGGAGGCACCAGAGGAGGACCUCGGUGGAAUGGGCGGCAUGCCACCAGGAGGAAUGGGCGGCAUGGGCGGUGCAGGAGGAAUGGGUGGUAUGGACAUGGCCUCCAUGAUGGGCGGCAUGGGCGGUGCAGGCGGCGACUUUGGCGGCAUUGAUUUCUCCAAGCUCGGUGCGAUGGGCGGAAUGGGAGGAAUGGGUGGAAUGGGCGAUAUGGAUGAUGAGGGAGAGGAUGAUGAUGAGCUCCCCGCGCUCGAGGAGCAGGAGGGAGGUGACAAGGCAAAGUCCUCCGACAAGAUUGAGGAGAUCAACUAAGCGCGUAUGGGGUGUCGAUAGACCGCCUGUGUCUGUGACGUGGGCCUAGGUUGGGGAGUAUCAAGAAAGGGUUAUUUGGCAGAGGAAACUAAAAUAGCAUUUUCUUGUUGAAUAUUUCCACUACAUAUCGGACU